CAGGAACAAUCCGAUUUCUGGAAACAAGAAGCUCAAGUGAACAAAGUUAGCAGUACCUUACAGCUGGGUUAGUCUCGCAUUUGCCACUCGUCAUGCCUCCUCGUCUUACGCGUCUGGCGCUUCCAAUUCGAGCUUCGCCGACCGUCUCGCUGCGUGUGAAGGUCGCGAGAUACAGCACCAGUCCCGACGAUGCCGUGAUUCAGACUCAAUACGUCCCUGCGCCUGGAUCUGGAAAUAUUCGCGUCCUUCUCCUGAACAGACCGAAUGCUCGAAAUGCACUGUCCAAAAACCUUCUGACCUCGUUAGCUCAGCAUGUCAAUUCGAUCUCUGCCGAGGGUGGUAACGGGCCGACUAGAGCUUUGGUCAUCGGUAGCAAUGCUGACUCCGCCUUUUGCGCGGGAGCUGAUCUUAAGGAGCGACUGCAUAUGACAAAGGAUGAAACAAACGCAUUCUUGGCCAAGCUGAGAGGCACAUUCCGCGACCUUGCUGCUCUUCCGGUCCCUACCAUCUCUGCUGUAUCUUCCCUAGCCCUGGGUGGCGGUCUCGAGCUCGCCCUUUGCACGCAUCUCCGCGUUUUCGGCUCCAACAGCACCGUCGCCCUACCCGAGACGAAGCUGGCGAUCAUCCCUGGCGCAGGCGGUACUUAUCGCCUUCCGUCGCUGAUUGGUGUGAACCGUGCCCGGGACCUCAUACUUACCGGACGCCGUGUGACGGGACCUGAGGCAUACUUUAUCGGGCUGUGCGAUCGACUGGUUGAGAUCCUUCCGGAAGAGGAGCAGAAGGAGGGUGCUGCGCGUGAGAAGGUACUGCGUGAGAGCAUCAAGCUUGCUCUGGACAUCUGUGACGGUGGUCCCAUUGCCAUAAAGCAGGCAUUGAAAGCAGUCAACGGGUAUGAGCAGGGUGAGGCGGCAGAGAACGAGGCGUAUGAUGGUGUUGUCGAGACGGAGGACAGGCGCGAGGCUCUGAUUGCGUUCGCGGAGAAGAGGAAGCCUGCUUUCCGGGGCCGAUAAAUGGCAAAACAAGCGGUAACUGAGCUCAGCUGUAUGUAUACCACGUUAGAGAACACAAAAUGGUUAUUCUCUUGACCAUGGGCAGGAAAGAGCCUGUUGGCCAGAAAUC
Messenger RNA from Aspergillus nidulans FGSC A4, 1119 nucleotides. Its product is annotated as putative mitochondrial methylglutaconyl-CoA hydratase (Auh). The transcript is spliced from 2 exons. The coding region runs from base 93 to 1010 and encodes 305 amino acids. Lineage: Eukaryota; Fungi; Ascomycota; Eurotiomycetes; Eurotiales; Aspergillaceae. The record is from RefSeq and is a predicted model, not a curated record.